GAACUCGCGCGAUAUCAUUAUCAGUUAGGGAUGCUUAUUACUCAGCGUUCGCUCUGACGACAGCUUGGAAACAGGAACAAGAAUAUCUAUUUCCAUCGUCGACGUUGUUGCACGUCAGUGAGGUAGACGUUGUUAAAGUAGAACCUGUGUUAUACAACUGCAAGGAUGAGCACCGAUGCUGAGUUUGUAGAUGGGGCCACAUUUGAAGAAGCCAUGAAAUCUGUUCGGAGUGAUGACACAGGCGACUUGUUUCUGGUGGUCGGACACAUACAGGGUGAUCCAAACCGGUUGGAACUGGUGACAGUUGGUCAGGAGACGUCACAGUUGGUGGAAUACCUUGAGGAUGAUCGGGUCAUGUACGCCCUGGCCAGAUACGAGACCAAGUUUGAUAUGUCUAUCACAGUCAAGUUUGUCUACUUCCGGUGGAUAGGUGAGCAAGUUCCUGUGACAAAGAAGGGUCGGUUCGGUGUGGUACACGGCAGUGUGGUGGAGCGGUUCAACCCCUACCACAGUAUGGUGGAGACCAGUAGUCGGGAGGAUAUCGAGGACAGCAAGAUCUUGCAGAAGCUUGAAGAGACAUCAGGAACCAAGUCCAAGGUCAUCGAGAGCACGGAGGGAAGACAGGAGAGAGGGUUCACUGCUUCCCAACUCCCAAAACGAGGCCCCACUAACAAGUUCGGGGUGAAUGCCAUACCAAAGGAAGGGUCUGCAGUGCAAGUCUCUGACUCUGUGUAUGAGGACAUUGCCGAGGUUCGCAAUGAUGAGCUACCAGUGAGGUGGAUUGUGGCUCAGUACAGAGACUGUAACCCUAAGGGGCCAAUAGACAGCUAUCAGAAGGGGGAAGGAGGGCUCGAUGAACUUAAGGCCUGUCUUGAGCCAGAAAAUGCCAUGUACGCGUUGUACAGGGUUUCCGAUGUCGUCGAUGAUAUUGUCACAGUCAAGUUUGUGUUCAUCACAUGGGUCGGGACCAAGGUCAAGCCCAUGGCAAAGGCGAAGAUAUCCACCCAAAAGGGCACCGUCCAGCAGGUGUUCGGACAGACCCAUGUUGCCUUGUUUGCUACCGACUUGUCAGAUAUCACAGAGAAAGUUAUCAUGGAUAAGGUAACAUCAGCAUCAGGGACGCGAUCCCAUGUGAAGUAAACUACACCAUCAGUAUCGCAACAUCACGACUGCCCUCACUGCAGUGCCCCACGCCACAGUCUCUGCUUGACGGUAUUACACUUGCAGGAGGACCUCACCACUUUGUUCCCCGUGUAUUGUAAUAUCUUGCUACUGCCUUGAUCAUUUCAGUUUUCAGUUUGUUAGAGAUAAAGGCUAUUUAUGAAGAUAAAUGUCUAGUCUCAUCAUUAGUAUAUUUAAAGAACAUAAAUAACAGUGAAACUUGUUAGUCACAGUGUAUUGCUGUAUCUUGUUAAUGUUAUUUCCUUGAUAAUUCUAGUGUUUUCUCUGAUAGAGAUAAAGGUUAUUGAUGAAGACAGAAUUAUAAAAGAGUAAAUGCUAGAAUGAUCACAUGCUUGUUGUGAAAGGCAACUCUCUGGAUGCUCUGGCUCACAGAAUCAGUAUGUUGUUGUAUCCCAAACUUGUAGAUAGAUGCUUAUAUUGUCAAUCACUGGAUUGUCUGGCCCAGACUUAAUUGUUUACAGAGUGUUAUCAAAAAGCUGUUGAAGUGCAGCUAUAUAUAAACAAGCAAAAGAAACCCAACCAAACAGGAUUGGUCUGGUUGUUUGGGUUUCCAGACUUCAGUGUUUCCUCAGUACACAGCAAUAGGACAGAACUUUCAGCUGAAGGAAGUCAAAUUGCAACUUCACAGAUUUAAGAUGUCCUUCACCUUUACACAACCAAUUUUGUUGUCAUAAAUGUUCAUUUAAAUUUCAACAAAUCUUAUUAUGUCAUAAGCCUGUAAUAUUACAUCUAACGAAAUCAUUCUUCCCAUAAUGUUACAGACUCACAUUCAUGAUAAUUACAUUGCAGCUCAACAAGACAUGAAACUUUUUAUGAAAAAUUACUUCAGAGAAGUUCCAUGUCUUUAGUAUUUUCAAGUUCUUCCAACUUCUAAAAUGCCUAUCAGAGACUUGAUUACAUUUUGAACUCUAUUUUUCUGAAAGAUUACAUUUUCAUCUUUUUAUAUACACAGCUAGCCAUAGAACUUUGUGAGAAGUAUGUUGCUACGUAGAUGAUAAUCUUCAUCUUGCACAUCUCACAAGUAACUGUGAGGAAAACAUCAUACAUUAUGCACAGUAGUUGUUGAAGAACAUUAAAAAUGUCUUUUGUGUAUGUCUUAGAUAUAUGUUAUUUUUUAAGAACACUGUGAAGAAGAUUUGAUAAAUGACGUACAGUUUUCAUUUGGGAACAAUUAUGUUGUUUUGUGUGUGUGAGGAAAAUAGUAUUCUUUCUGAUUGGUAUUUCUACUUCCAUUAUAAUGGAUCAAAAUCUGAAUUUGUACGUUUAUUGUUGCUAAUUAUGAAGUGCUUCAUUGCCUUGCCUUUAAGAAAGAAUUCUUGCCUGAUUUUCCUUGUUACCAUAUUUGUUUGCAUGUGUAUGAUAGCUCUUUAACUAUAAUGUAUCAUUGAUAGAUCCAACUUGGUCCAAACUUUACAAUAAAUAUUAAUUUAUUAGUAAUUAUGGUUUUACAAUUUGUGUUGAAUCUUGUAUUAUAGGCAGCAAUGGACAUUAUCAUGUGUCUUUUUCUAAUAGAAUAAUCAAAAUAUAUCAAUUAUUUAGAUAUGUUUUACUUCCUUCAAAACUACCAAUAACUCCAUUGAGAGACCUGUGAUAGGAAGAGCUGGAAACAGAAUCUAUACUUAUACAAUAACUGAUGUAUUGGUAUCUUAUGGUCUUAAUGAAAUUAUGUAUUAGAUUAGUUUUGAGAUGAUCUGAACAUACCAAAUAGACCAGGUGAACAUUUAACAGAGGUUUAGUGAUGGACAGAAGCUAUGGCUUGUUCAGUUUGAUUGUGUCAUUGCUGUUAAAUAUUUCUUAAGGUAGAGACU
Messenger RNA from Haliotis rubra (blacklip abalone), 2990 nucleotides. RefSeq lists its product as uncharacterized. The record is from RefSeq and is a predicted model, not a curated record. Gene Ontology annotation, biological process: regulation of actin filament polymerization. NCBI's taxonomy places the organism in Eukaryota, Metazoa, Mollusca, Gastropoda, Lepetellida, Haliotidae. Gene Ontology annotation, cellular component: plasma membrane; actin filament; cortical actin cytoskeleton. Gene Ontology annotation, molecular function: actin filament binding. The transcript is spliced from 6 exons. The coding region runs from base 166 to 1140 and encodes 324 amino acids.